Molecule: messenger RNA, 1222 nt
Organism: Populus nigra (black poplar)
Lineage: Eukaryota; Viridiplantae; Streptophyta; Magnoliopsida; Malpighiales; Salicaceae
Product: peroxidase 5-like
Exons: 4
Coding region: 39-1028 (329 amino acids)
Biological process (GO): hydrogen peroxide catabolic process; response to oxidative stress
Cellular component (GO): plasmodesma; plant-type cell wall
Molecular function (GO): peroxidase activity; heme binding
Source: RefSeq, a predicted model, not a curated record
UUAAGGAUACAAGUAGCUAUUACAAAAUUGUGGGCAUAAUGGUGAGUUCCAAGAAGCUAACUCAACUGUGUGUAACUUUUUGGGUGGCAGUCCUGUUUUGUCAAAGUGUGCAAUCUCAUCUUCAAGUAGGGUUCUAUAGAAAUUCAUGCGGGAGGGCUGAGUCCAUUGUGAGAGGUGCUGUUAGAGAUGCUCUCAGGCUGGAUAGAGGGGUGGCUGCUGGUCUUGUGAGACUGCACUUUCAUGAUUGUUUUGUUAGGGGUUGCGAAGGAUCUGUGCUUCUUGACUCCACCUCGUCAAACAAAGCAGAAAAGGACUCUCCUGCAAACUACCCUAGUCUGCGUGGCUUUGAAGUCAUUGACGACGCAAAGGCUAGACUAGAAGCCGAGUGUCAAGGAGUCGUUUCGUGUGCUGAUAUUCUCGCAUUUGCAGCGAGGGAUAGCUUUGAUUUAACUGGAGGGUUUGACUAUGAUGUUCAAGCAGGAAGAAGAGAUGGCAUAGUCUCACUAGCCUCGGAGACUUACUCCAACUUACCUCCCCCAACCUUUAAUGUCGAUCAACUCACUCAGAGAUUUUCAGACAAGGGUUUAACUCAAGAAGAAAUGGUUACACUCUCUGGAGCACACACCAUCGGUAAUUCACAUUGCAGGUCCUUCACUUAUAGAUUAUACAACUUCAGUGGCACACAUAGCCAAGACCCAAGUUUAGAUUCCCAAUAUGCAGCCAGUCUGAGGAAGAGUUGCCCGCAAGAUAGUACAGAUCCUAACUUGGAGGUGCCAAUGGACACUCGUACUCCGACCAUCAGUGAUGUAAAUUACUACAAGGAUAUACUGGCAAACCGAGGCUUGUUCAGUUCAGAUCAAAUUCUCCUGACCAACCCAGCAACAGCAAGUGAAGUGAAAUCGAAUGCAAGGAGUCCUUCAGGUUGGAAGAAAAAAUUUGCUACAGCAAUGGUGAAAAUGGGCCAGAUUGAAGUUCUGACAGGAAACAAAGGAGAGAUUCGGGCAAAUUGUAGGGUCAUCAACAGCUGAAGUUAGUAGCUAGCUGAACUGUUGUGCAACUUAUUUGAAGCUCGAAGAUUCGAAGUCAAAAGACCGUUAUUGCAUAUACUAUACUUUGUCAUUUGAAAAUUUAUCUUUUUUACUAUGUGAUUUUCAAUAAGUUGGGUCAAAAAGGGAUUGUUGUCAGAGGUUUCCUAAAUAAAAUGCGAUGAAUUUGUUUUUUA